This is a messenger RNA of Camponotus floridanus (Florida carpenter ant), 3074 nucleotides long. It is a transcript of the gene calypso, whose product is annotated as ubiquitin carboxyl-terminal hydrolase calypso. Lineage: Eukaryota; Metazoa; Arthropoda; Insecta; Hymenoptera; Formicidae. The record is from RefSeq and is a predicted model, not a curated record. The transcript is spliced from 8 exons. Gene Ontology annotation, cellular component: cytoplasm. Gene Ontology annotation, biological process: protein deubiquitination; ubiquitin-dependent protein catabolic process. Gene Ontology annotation, molecular function: cysteine-type deubiquitinase activity. Bases 125 to 1942 code for a protein of 605 amino acids.
CAUGUGAUAUAUGUUUUGGUGCAGUUUAGUGUAACAUGGCGGUUCUGUCUGUCAAAAUUCGAUGAUACGGUACUCGAAGAUCCAUUUCUGCCGUGUUUCACAUCCGAUGAAUUAACAUUAAAAGAUGCCCGUUGACAUCAAUAGAUUGACAGAGGGUUGGUUAGAACUGGAAAGUGAUCCUGGCUUGUUUACGUUGCUCUUGGAAGACUUUGGGGUGAAGGGCGUUCAAGUGGAGGAGAUUUAUGAUCUGCAAAAAUCCCUCGAAGGUCCGGUUUAUGGUUUUAUUUUUCUAUUCCGUUGGAUCGAAGAGCGGCGAUCGAGACGAAAGGUCGUGGAACAGGACGAGAGUUUUGUCAAGGAUGAAGAGAUUGUCAACAAUAUCUUCUUUGCACAGCAGGUUGUUCCCAACAGUUGUGCGACUCACGCGUUACUUUCGGUUUUGCUGAAUUGUCCGAAUAUUCACCUGGGUACAACCCUAUCUCGAUUGAAGAUGCAUACCUCUGGUAUGUGUCCAGAAAACAAGGGCUGGGCAAUCGGUAAUACACCAGAGCUGGCCUGCGCACACAAUUCACACGCUAUGCCUCAAGCCAAGAGGCGACAAGAUAAGAACACUGGUGUCUCUACAGGCCGCUUCACUGGUGAGGCUUUUCAUUUUGUAAGUUACGUUCCAAUAAAUGGCAGACUUUUCGAGCUGGAUGGUUUAAAACCUUAUCCCAUGGAUCACGGACCAUGGAAGGAGCAUGAGGAAUGGACGGAGCAAUUUAGACGCGUGAUAACUGAUCGUUUAGGUAUGGCCACGGGCGAACAGUUGCAAGAUAUAAGAUUCAAUCUGAUGGCCGUUGUGCCCGACAGACGUCUCGCUAUUUCACAUAAAUUAACAAUGCUGAAAACUAACCGACAAAUAGUUUUGGAGGCUUUACAACAAUUGGUUAAAUUGAGUCAUCAAGAUGGUAAUACUGAAAAGAACUCGCACGAUUCUGACAAAGAGAAGCAAUGUGAGAAAAGGCAUAAAACUGAGGAUGAAAAUGGAUUGCCUACCAAGACAGAGAUGGAAGAAUCGUCUUCGAUUCCCACCAUCAACGUUGAGAGGAAUAAUGAUUCUGCGGUAGUUAUGGAUGAAUCAAUUUCCACUAUUUCAUCUGGGAAAACCGAAUCUAGUGGAAUGGAGAAAGUGGUGAUGUGUGCUCUGGAUUAUGCCACACCGUUACGAAUUCAAACCUCGCCGGCUCACAGUUCAUCGAGCACAGAUACGUCAUCAGAAAUAGGAUCGGCCUUUAAUUCGCCCACUCAAGCUUGGGGUUGGAAUUCCGGUCAGAGCAGCCCUACGUCGACAAAGGACUUUAAGAAAUUUGUAGUAAUCAGAGUUGCCGGUGACGAGAAGAAUGAAGCAGGUCUGAGUCGUUCUCUGGGGAAUAUUAAUAUAAAUGGGAAAAGAUUGGUUUCUGAUAGCGGUCAUCUACACAAGAAGGUCUGCCUAUCGGGAGAAGUCAGGAUACCUCACGCAAGAGUGAAAACCAGCAAUGGCGACACGGUUACGGAGGAAAAAAAAGUUGAGAAAAUCGAUCCCAAACUGUGCUCCAAAUAUCCGGAAUUGUUCGAGCCGCAUACGUUCGCGCCUAAGGAUCUUCUGGCGCUGUUAAAAAAUUUGGAGCAUGAGAUUAGCGUGUGCGAAACUAGCUUGAAAGAUGAGAAUGAUAAAAGAAAUAAAUACAAGAUCGAUGAUUGUCGGAGAACGCAUAAUUACGACGAAUUUAUUUGCACGUUUCUCUCGAUGCUCGCUCAGCAGGGAAAGCUGGCAGAAUUGGUCCAGCAGCAUUUGACAUUGAAGAAGCAUACUUCUGUUUCGGUCAAUAGGGUUCACAGGUCAUCGAAAAAGUCCGACACUCGUCAGAAUUCCUCGCGCAGACGUCGUGGCAGGACAAAAUGUAAGAAACGAAAGUAAUCUCUUUCUAACUUUAAAGUAGGACAGCAUUAUUCCGUUUGUUCGGAACUAUUUGAAUUGUUUAUAAUAGAUAAUUAUAUGUGUAGAAACUAUCAUUUGAUAGUUUUAUAAAAAUCCAUGAUCACUGAAAAGGCUAUAUAUAAUUUUCAAUUGUAGAAUAACACGUUAGUUUCUCUUUGAAUCACCAAUUUUUCAACUUUUGACGUUACUAACAUUCUAACGCAAUACAAAUAAUGGCGCAUGGAUGAUUUUAAUUGAAAUUUUACAUCGCGAUGAAAUUACUUUACAAAUUAACUCGUACAACAUGCAAGUUUAUGCAUACAGAUGUAUAUAUUGUUUUCUAUUCUCUGUAUAAUCAUACAUAAUAUCUAAAUUAUAUUUGCGAUUUGUUUCGUCUACUCUUAAUGAAUACUUUAUUCGUUCUUUUUUUUAAUAUAUUGCAAAAUAUAUGACUUGUUAAGUACGCAGAAAGUAUUUGACUCUUUUUUUUUAUUUUGUGUUUUUUUUUUGUCGAAUUGAAAGAAGAAAAAGAUGUUAAGAAAAGGGGUUUUGUCAAAAACAUUGAAAAUAUUUAUUUAUCGGUAUUCAUAUACAAGUACACUACACGCGCUGCGGAUAUGUCCCUUAGAAUCUAAAUACUUACAUCUCCGAACAGCCGGAGAAAGGAAAACCAAACUUAUCAGAUUGGUUGGAAUUACAAUUUUUUAUCAUAAACUGACGACGGGUUAACGAUCCUCGCCUUUAAGUUGUUUUAUCGUUAAUAUAGUGCAUAGGAACUGUAAUCGAAACGCGCGCAAACGGAAUACAACGGAAAGGAAGGAAAGAAAAUGAAAGAAAAGGGAGAGUGAGUGGGAGGAUGAAAAUGUUCCUUCUCCGGCCGAUGUUCCAGCGAUUCUCGUAACUGCUUUUUGGCAAAAAGGUGCGAUUGUAUGUACAAUUUGUAAUAAUAAUAUAUUGGCUCUCGUCGUUAUCAUUCGAGGCGCGAGCGAGGCAAAAGUGCGCGAAUAAUCGAUGUGUGUGUGUGUGUGCGCGCGCGCGCGCUUAUGCGUGUGAAGAAUUAAAUCUGAAAUCAUGUCGAGAUUUCAUCCUGCUUGCGGAAAAUCGUGGACGCUCGUUAAUUAACGAUAGAAGA